CUGUUGGUGAGUUGCGCUGCUGCUGAUGGAGUCGGUUUCAUUGACCUCUGAUGACCUUCCUGAAGGAGUGAAGAGGAAACGCCGCCCCCUCCGCUCCACCUUAAGCCUCUUAAGGCGGUAAGCCUCCUGCUGCCUGCUGUUGCUGAUUGUUUCUCCCUCAUGGAAGAGGCCGGCUGCCCCGCGCCUCGUUGCCAGGACGACUCCACCACCUCGGAGGCCAUGGACGAGCUUCUGCUGCCCGGCGGCGGCGAGGAGGAGGCCCGGUCCGACCCGGCAGGCCGGGUCAGGGCCUGGCUGAGGGCCGGCGUGGGCGGGGACUGCUGGAGGAACAUGAGGGGCUUCUGCCAGAGGAACGGGCUGCUGACGCUGUCGGUCAUCGCCGUGGUUACCGGCUGCACGCUGGGCUUCAUGCUGAGAGGAACCGAGCUGUCCACACAGGCCAAGAUCUACUUCUCCUUCCCUGGAGAGCUGCUGAUGAGGAUGCUGAAGAUGCUCAUCCUUCCUCUCAUCACGUCCAGCUUGAUGUCCGGCCUGUCCUCCAUGGAGUCCAAAGCGUGCUGCAGGAUGGGCGUCCUCACCGUCACCUACUACCUGUGGACCACCUUCAUCGCCGUGGUGGUCGGCAUCGUCCUCGUCCUCAUCAUCAAGCCCGGCAUGGGGACGGACAUGGAGAGCAACCGUCUGGGCGGCGGGCCGGUCAUGACCUCGGCCGAUGCCCUGCUCGACCUGAUCCGAAACAUGGUUCCCUCCAACCUGAUCGAAGCCACGUUCCAGCAGUACAAAACGGACCUGAUCCCCAUCCUCAGAGUCCCAACCAAAACCAUCCAGCCCAACUUUGUCUACGUCGUCCCCGACGACAACGACCCUAAAGGACGGACAGUCUACCUGGAGCUGACUCCGCCCCCAGACGUCAUCUACAAGACGAGUCCUGGCAGCAGCCAGCAGAUGAACGUCCUCGGCAUCGUUAUCUUCUCCGCCACCAUGGGUGAGUAUGGCAGGGUGUUAGGGCCAAAAUUAAGACUGUUGCACAAGCAGCGGUUGAUACUUCCUUAUGGCAAGAGGCUGCGUCAGCGGUGGGCAGUCCUGGUCCUGGAGGUCCGAGUCCUGCAGCUCUUAAUGUCUCCCUGUCCAACACACCUGGAU
This is a messenger RNA of Poecilia latipinna (sailfin molly), 1143 nucleotides long. RefSeq names its product excitatory amino acid transporter 5-like. Gene Ontology annotation, molecular function: L-glutamate transmembrane transporter activity; neutral L-amino acid transmembrane transporter activity; glutamate:sodium symporter activity. The transcript is spliced from 5 exons. Gene Ontology annotation, cellular component: plasma membrane. NCBI's taxonomy places the organism in Eukaryota, Metazoa, Chordata, Actinopteri, Cyprinodontiformes, Poeciliidae. The annotation marks the transcript as partial. Gene Ontology annotation, biological process: L-glutamate transmembrane transport. The record is from RefSeq and is a predicted model, not a curated record.